AUGCCUCGAUUCAGCUCUCUUCGCAACGUCCUUCGCCGGUCGAAAGACAUCGCCCCAGAGAUCGACGACUUCAUGUCCAGUUCCUCCUCCAUCCCUCCUACCCCGCGCCCGGAGUUCCCCUCCAUCCCCUUCGUGUCGCUCCACCGCCGCCCGGGACUCAUCUCCCUCGCCGAGGCUCAGCGUACGCCGGAGAUCGUCUACCACUCCGUCAGCUCCAUCCCGGUGCCGACCCACGAGCCUGAGCUCGAGUUCCCGGCGCACAGCUACCAGAUCAAGCUCGUGCCUCUGGCAAUCGCUGCCUGCCGCCGGGACAUCAAGUACCGUCGGGAGGGCUUCGAGAUGAUGGAGGCGCGUGCGCACAUUGAGGCGGUCCGCGCAGAUCUCUUCUAG
This is a messenger RNA of Phanerochaete carnosa HHB-10118-sp, 390 nucleotides long. RefSeq lists its product as uncharacterized. The record is from RefSeq and is a predicted model, not a curated record. NCBI's taxonomy places the organism in Eukaryota, Fungi, Basidiomycota, Agaricomycetes, Polyporales, Phanerochaetaceae. The transcript has a single exon. Bases 1 to 390 code for a protein of 129 amino acids.